AUGCCCACAGAGGAUAUCCCUGUUUACCUCUCUAGUCAUAGAGGUGCCCAUAAGCAGUGGCACAUCGCCAGUCUAACACGUAAACACAUGGUUCCAGUCACAAAAUCCAAAAAGCACCUGGAGAUCAAUCCUGACCACCCCAUUGUGGAGACCCUGCGGCAGAAGGCAGAGGCAGACAAGAAUGACAAGGCUGUCAAGGACCUGGUGGUGCUGCUGUUCGAAACUGCACUGCUCUCUUCCGGCUUCUCGCUUGAGGAUCCCCAGACCCACUCCAGCCGCAUCUACCGCAUGAUCAAGCUAGGCUUGGGCACUGAUGAAGAUGAAGUGACAGCAGAGGAGCCCAGUACUGCUGUUCCUGAUGAUCCCCCCCUUGAGGGUGAUGAGGAUGCCUCUCGCAUGGAAGAAGUAGAUUAGGAAUUUCUACCUGCAGACUUUGUUCCCUCUGUACAGUGUCCCCAUGGCUCCCCCAGCAGCAGCCCCAGUGGCCUUGGCCCACUUGGUUCCUUCGGCUGAUGUCUAGUGGUUUUAUUUCUGUCCUUCUGUCUAAGGCAGGAUAUAAGGGCCUCAAGCCCUAUUCCUUUCCACAUUUGACAAGGGGUUUGAAUGUUGUGUAUUGUGUUUUUUUGUUUGUUUUGUUCUGAAAUUAAAGUAUGCAAAAUAAAGAUGAUGCAGGUUUUUUAUUAAAAAAAA
Molecule: messenger RNA, 690 nt
Organism: Balaenoptera ricei (Rice's whale)
Lineage: Eukaryota; Metazoa; Chordata; Mammalia; Artiodactyla; Balaenopteridae
Product: putative heat shock protein HSP 90-beta-3
Biological process (GO): cellular response to heat; protein folding; protein stabilization
Cellular component (GO): perinuclear region of cytoplasm; protein-containing complex; plasma membrane
Molecular function (GO): ATP hydrolysis activity; ATP-dependent protein folding chaperone; ATP binding
Source: RefSeq, a predicted model, not a curated record